AGACGCGAACAAACACAAAGGUCGAGGUUCUCAUUCAUUCAGUGUUCUAUACAGAGCCGCGAGGAGGAGGUGCAAAGCUUGGAGGCAGGCUGCAGCAAGAACCGUAGUAAAAACAACGAUCCGCCUGAGAUUCGAUUGUCUCGGCUUUAAACUUUAUACGACCUAACGGCUGAAGCCCAAACUUGGAUGUAUUUAUGUCUGACUUAUAUGUCAACGCGUGUCGUUUUUACAAGUAAGAGCAAACGGUUAUUUUAUUUUUUUUGCUAGCCGCUAAUCUCCUGCGAUCUCAGAUUUUGAGCUGGACUUCCAAAAGAGUGCCUGUUGUCGCACUGGGGGAAAAUAACGUGGAUUUAACCCAGCUGAGCGAUUUGCUCUGAAAGAUUUUUGUGAAUGAUAUAUUGGAACAAAGUGGAAAUUGGUUCCUUCAGUUGGAUGUACAGUCAUCAUUUUGUUUUGAAAACGCUUUGAUUUUUUUUUAAUGCGUGAAGGCACUUUUCUGGGCUGGAUAAUACUCGGUACAUCGGCCAAUGGAUUUUCGCGUCAUGGAAGGUGGCAAAUAGGAUCUCCGAUGCAUGCCAAUUCCACAGUGAAUGUCGGUAGUUGUGAUCACCUCAGAUGGAGCCCCAAAGUCAGCAUGGCAGCGGCGGUUCUUUAGUUGUGAUCCAGCAGCCUUCCUUAGACAGCAGGCAGAGAUUUGAUUAUGAAAGGGACCUUCAACACACAGCCAUUCUUUCCUUGGAGCAAAUUAAAGCUAUCCGCUCAAACAAUGAAUAUACGGAGGGACCUUCUGUGGUGCGAAAGUCCACUCCAAGGACAGUACAGAGGGCAGAAAAGCACGAAAGAACUCAUGAAAUAAUACUGAUUAAUGUGAAUAACAACUAUGAACAUCGUGCUUCUACCCAAGCUGGACAUAUGGGCCCAACAUAUGGCAUUCGAGCACCUACCCUGAGCCGAUCCACAAGCACAGGCAGUGCAGCAAGCUCAGGCAGUAACAGUAGUGCUUCUUCAGAGCAGGGACUCCUGGGACGAUCCCCACCAACAAGGCCCAGCUCUGGAUACAGACCAGAUAAGGCCGUGCGGACACAGCCAAAGUCUUCAGCUUUGAAAGAGGACAUGCUUAAAAUUCCUGGGAAAGAGGAUAUCACAAAGCACCAGUUUAUCUGUGAACAGUGUGGAAAGUGCAAAUGUGGGGAGUGCACUGCACCCAGGACCCUGCCUGCUUGCUUGACUUGUAACCGGCAGUGCUUAUGUUCAGCUGAAAGCAUGGUGGAAUAUGGCACCUGCAUGUGUUUAGUAAAAGGGAUUUUUUACCACUGCUCAAAUGAUGAUGAAGGGGACUCGUGUGCAGACAAUCCUUGCUCUCUCUCCCAGUCUCACUGCUGCUCUAGGUUCAUGUGCAUGGGAUUAAUGUCUCUGGUGCUGCCUUGUUUGAUCUGCUAUCCUCCAGCUAAGUGCUGUGUUAAAGCAUGCCAAGGCUGCUAUGAUCGGGUAAAUCGGCCCGGCUGCCGUUGCAAGAACUCCAACACUGUCUACUGCAAACUGGAGAGCUGCCCCAGCAGAUUACAGAGCAAGCCUUCUUGAUUAUGGUUACAGGAAGAGACUUGGCUAACCAACACCCCACCCCCCCAA
Messenger RNA from Polypterus senegalus (gray bichir), 1629 nucleotides. RefSeq names its product sprouty homolog 1, antagonist of FGF signaling (Drosophila) (gene spry1). Gene Ontology annotation, biological process: negative regulation of Ras protein signal transduction; negative regulation of fibroblast growth factor receptor signaling pathway; animal organ development. NCBI's taxonomy places the organism in Eukaryota, Metazoa, Chordata, Cladistia, Polypteriformes, Polypteridae. The transcript has 2 exons. Bases 616 to 1581 code for a protein of 321 amino acids. Gene Ontology annotation, cellular component: cytosol; membrane. The record is from RefSeq and is a predicted model, not a curated record.